Molecule: messenger RNA, 411 nt
Organism: Prunus armeniaca (apricot)
Lineage: Eukaryota; Viridiplantae; Streptophyta; Magnoliopsida; Rosales; Rosaceae
Source: the annotation of a GenBank genome assembly
AUGAGUGAUGAUCAUAAAAUUGAUGGUAUAGUAGAUGAUGUAGCUGAUGAGGGGCUAGAAGCACAAGCCCAUGAAAAGCCAGCGGCCGAAUUCCAACCAAGAAGAUCGACCAGGGUACGGAGACCUCCGAGUAGGUAUUCUCCAGAUGAUUACGUUCUCCUAACAGACGGGGGAGAACCAGAAUGUUAUAAAAAAGCAUUGACUCAUAAUCAACAAGAUGAGUGGUUGAAAGCCAUGCAUGAAGAGAUACAAUCUCUACAUGAUAACCACACAUACGAUAUGGUGAACCUACCAAAAGGUAGAAGAACACUCAAGAACAAAUGGUUGUAUCGACUGAAGGCGGAAGAAAACAACUCUAAGUCCAGGUUUAAGGCAAGGCUAGUUGUGAAAGGUUACAGUCAGAAGAAAUGA